This is a messenger RNA of Metarhizium acridum CQMa 102, 1713 nucleotides long. RefSeq lists its product as uncharacterized. The record is from RefSeq and is a predicted model, not a curated record. NCBI's taxonomy places the organism in Eukaryota, Fungi, Ascomycota, Sordariomycetes, Hypocreales, Clavicipitaceae.
AUGUCACGCAACAUACGUCAAAAAUAUCCUGCCAAGACUGCCAGAACGGCGUCUAAGCGACGAGGCUCAGAUACCUCGUCCUCAUUCGACUUGUCCGACGAUGAUGGCUACUCAGCCGUCGAGGACAUUAGCGACUCUUCCGAUGACGAUGAGGAAGAUGUCGAUGCGGUCGAGGAGAGGAACAUUUUAAUAGAAGCCAAGCCCUCUCAGUCUCCUCGACCACAAUCCGACAGCGAUAAUGACGAUGACCAAGACGAGAACAAUGAAGACGAUGAUGACGAUAAUUACGACUACAGCCACCCCGUUGUAGACCCAGAUGCGGAUGAGAGCACCAGCUGGGCUGGUAUUGUCUCCGAGGUAGAUGAAAGUCAGGCGUCUGACUUUUUGCAUGACCCGUCAUUAGGCUCUGAUGCUGCUGUGGAACGCCAUGUUCGUUUUGAUGUCCCGUCGAGCGACUCAGAUUCUACCGACACGGAUGAUGAUGAUGACCAUGGUGACUUGUUUCCCGACAUUUUUGUAUCACAAACAGCCCUUGAUCCCGCUUUUCGCCGUGAAAUAGAACAUGACCCAGAUGAAUCGUCGGGAUCAGGGUCUUUCUGGGACUACCAUGGCCAGUAUGAUCAGCAAAACGCGGACGACUCUGAUGCCGAGGAGGUCAUUCGUGAGCUCUCUGACAACGAGACCCCAACUGCCACGCCCAGACUGCCCCAGAUUGAAACAUCUCCUUCCAAGUUCACUCCUGCUUUGGAGGAGUCCCUAGAGCUUGAUGGAUACGAAACUGAUGGUGAUACCACCGAGGAAGACAUUCCGGAUCCACCGAUUCGAAGAAGGACUCGCCGUCCUUCUGUACCCAUGAGUGAAAUUUCUGACUCGGAUGUCCCCUCGCCAAUCAAGACUCAGCGUGGUCAACCUCGUGUUGGGCGUUUCAAUCUCGACCGCUCAGAUAAGAAGCCGAUUGCGGUCUUGAACCCUCUCACGCGCAAAAUGAUGAUUUUCACUCCUCAUCGUCGUCGCCAGCUUGACCUCUCACCUGAACAGUUCAACUUGCCCUGGGCCCUAGAAGAGCAGUCAUCUCCCAUCCUCAGCAAUUCUGCCAACAUGAUGCUCAGCGCCAUGUUCUCGUCCAACACCUUUGGUGAUUUUGUUAACCCUCAAACCAUGGGCCCCGCCGAAGCCUUCUUCCCAUUUAAUUCAGAGGCCGGCACGGCCGAUGAAAGCUCGUCAGCUAGUAUCCAAGGCGAAGAAGACGAGGCCGAAAAGAAGCUCGACAUUAGCGAUUUCAUUACGUGGGAUGAUGGCGAGUCGUCUGGUGAUGAAGGCAACGACGGUACAUGGGAGCCUUCUUCCACGCCAAUGAGACCUACGACAGCCUCGAGCGAGCGCGAAAUACUGUCGCAUCUUAAUUCAGAUACUGUUGGCGCUUUUCGACGCAAUCAAAUUAACCAGCAGCUGAUCUUGAGCAACAAGGCCACCCAAGAUUCGCUCGCUUUUAGCGGUCCUUACAACUACUCGGCUAUUCGGGGCCUCAAGUCGGAUCGUUUUGAUACGGCAGGCAUCCCCUUGACCCCGAUCCGACGCCAAAAGAAGCAUGCGAGCGAUACGACGCGCAGUCCGUUGGAGUCUGUUUCGGCGAAGCGUAAGGCUUCUGGUGAGGUCGGCAACGGCCACAAGAGACACAGAAGCAUAUCUGAUGUCAACUUUCUCAGAAUAUGA